AUGACUCUGAUGAAGAAUAAUACAGGAGUGACACAGUUUCUCCUGCUGGGACUCACUGAUGAGCCAGGCUUACAGCUUCCACUUUUCUUCACAUUUCUCUUCAUAUACACCAUCACACUAGUAGGAAAUCUAGGGAUGAUCCUACUGAUUGUCUUAGACUUUCGUCUCCAUACUCCCAUGUAUUUUUUUCUAGGUAACCUGUCCUUGGUUGAUUUUUGUUACUCCUCAGCGGUCACACCCACAGUCAUGACUGGGCUCCUAAUAGGAAACAAGAUCAUUUCCUAUAAUGACUGUGCUGCCCAGAUGUUCUUUUUUGUAGCCUUUGCUACUGUGGAAAAUUACCUGCUGGCCUCAAUGGCCUAUGAUCGCUAUGCAGCAGUGUGUAAUCCCUUGCACUAUGCUACCACCAUGACUACAAGUGUGUGUGUCUGUCUUUCUUUAGGUUCCUAUGCCUGUGGUUUCCUGAAUGCCUCCAUUCACAUUGGGGACACUUUCAGUCUUUCCUUCUGUAGGUUUCAUGUAGUCCACCAUUUCUUUUGUGAUAUUCCGGCAGUCAUGGUUCUCUCUUGCUCUGAUAGACAUGUCAGUGAGCUGGUUCUGAUUUAUGUAGUGAGCUUCAAUAUCUUUUUUGCUCUCUUAGUUAUCUGGAUAUCCUACAUAUUCAUUUUUAUUACAAUCUUUAAAAUGAAAUCAAGUUCAGGAUAUCGAAAGGCUGUAUCCACUUGUGCCUCACACUUCAUUGCAGUUUCAAUUUUCUAUGGAACUAUCAUAUUCAUGUACCUACAGCCCAGCUCCAGUCAUUCCAUGGAUAAUGACAAAAUUGCCUCUGUGUUCUACACCAUGAUCAUUCCUAUGCUGAACCCUCUGAUCUACAGCAUGCGGAACAAAGAAGUCAAGAAUGCAUUCACAAAAUUUUUCAUGUUGCAAAAUAACCUGUGA
This is a messenger RNA of Rattus norvegicus (Norway rat), 939 nucleotides long. It is a transcript of the gene Or5b3, whose product is annotated as olfactory receptor family 5 subfamily B member 3. Gene Ontology annotation, molecular function: olfactory receptor activity; G protein-coupled receptor activity. Gene Ontology annotation, biological process: signal transduction; detection of chemical stimulus involved in sensory perception of smell; G protein-coupled receptor signaling pathway. Lineage: Eukaryota; Metazoa; Chordata; Mammalia; Rodentia; Muridae. Bases 1 to 939 code for a protein of 312 amino acids. The transcript has a single exon. Gene Ontology annotation, cellular component: plasma membrane; membrane. The record is from RefSeq and is marked reviewed.